Molecule: messenger RNA, 906 nt
Organism: Sclerotinia sclerotiorum 1980 UF-70
Lineage: Eukaryota; Fungi; Ascomycota; Leotiomycetes; Helotiales; Sclerotiniaceae
Exons: 2
Coding region: 1-906 (301 amino acids)
Source: RefSeq, a predicted model, not a curated record
AUGCAUUGCUCACGCCAUUACAUCUUCACAUUUCUUUCCUUAUGGUGGAGCAUAGGAUAUGCUGUUGCCGAUGACCAUGGAGUUGUGUUUCUUUAUCCACCGAAAGAUCUUACAGUCAACUAUCUCGAUACGAUUAAUGUAACCUAUACAUCUCUAUUCCCUGAACCCCAACUUUGGAUUUUCUGCCAAAAUGCUUCGGAUCUUACAGCUCCAUUAAUCACUGAAGCUCAAACUACAGUCAAAGCCUACAAUGGUACUGCACCCAUAAACUUCAGAUGGUUAGGUGGGUCACCGUGUUGGUUUGAUCUGAAACCAGACUCCACGGGUGGUGCAGGUGCCAAUAGUCCGCAUUUCACCGUGGAGCAGACUCAGCGUGCGACGCCGAUAACCUUGGGAUUGUAUUCGACGACGUCAACUACGACUUCAACCUCGGCGACAUCCACUCCAACUACUUCGUCAGAUAGCAGUGCUGCCACCACGACAGCUGCAUCAAGUCCGACCGCCUCUUCCGAUGCUAGCUCCAACACUAGUUCAGCUUCUACAUCUCCAACUUCAGCCGCCAAUUCGAAUAAUGAUAAUGCACCAACGGGCGGUCUUUCCGGCGGAGCAAAAGCAGGAAUUGGGAUCGGCAUUACGAUAAUAGCGCUCUUGGCAUUAGCGGCAGGACUUUUCUUCUGGCGGCGAAAGCGACAAGCAAAGAAAAGCGAUUACACGGUUUAUCCAUCAGAUGUGAAUAUGAACGAAAAAAUGACAGCGGUUGCAUCAUCGGCGGAUUAUGCGCAGAUUCAGCCACAGGAACCGACGGCUUUUGAAAUGUAUGCUCCGGAGCAUAAAUUUGAAAUGCCUGUGUCUCACCCUGUGAGGGAAUUGAGUGGUGAUGGGUAUGGAAAGACGAGGUUGGCUUGA